Molecule: messenger RNA, 1636 nt
Organism: Tachysurus fulvidraco (yellow catfish)
Lineage: Eukaryota; Metazoa; Chordata; Actinopteri; Siluriformes; Bagridae
Product: transcription factor HES-5-like
Exons: 2
Coding region: 1-678 (225 amino acids)
Biological process (GO): regulation of neurogenesis; anterior/posterior pattern specification; regulation of transcription by RNA polymerase II
Cellular component (GO): nucleus
Molecular function (GO): RNA polymerase II cis-regulatory region sequence-specific DNA binding; protein dimerization activity; DNA-binding transcription factor activity, RNA polymerase II-specific
Source: RefSeq, a predicted model, not a curated record
AUGUGGCAGCCCUACAGUCCUCAUUGUGUGUCCAAGCUCUCCCAUUGGCUCCAAACUGUGAGAAACUCCAACAAGCCAAAGACCCACACAUUCAUAUGGAGAUUUGGCAGUAUAAAUAGAGGAGAUGCAGACAGUACAAAUCAGACUCACUCUACACAGAGAGAUCUACAGCACAGAAACACAGCCAUGGCACCAACCAUCACUUCAGCAAUGAACAUCUCAAACGAGCAGCUACCUCUGAACAACAAGCUAAGGAAGCCGAUGGUGGAGAAGAUGCGCAGAGAUCGUAUCAACAGCAGCAUUGAGCAGCUGAAGUCUCUCCUGGCUCCAGAGUUCCUCAACCAGCAGCCCGACUCCAAACUGGAGAAAGGAGAUAUCCUGGAGAUGACAUUCAGCUUCCUGAGACAACAACAGCAGCAGCAUCCUGCAUUCUCUUCCAGCUCAGCAGCUGUCAAUCAAGGCUUCUCCAAAUGUGUCCAUGACAUUGUCCACUUCCUGUCCAAAGAUGAGCUGAGAACACAGAGCCAGAGAAAACUGCUGAACCACUUCCAGGACCUGCAGCCAUCUUCAGACGAGAACAGGAGGGAAAGUGUUCUGGCUCAGCUGAGCUCUACAGAGCAGCAGAUCAUCAGCAAAGAGAAGACUUCAGUUAAGAGCUUCCUCUGGAGGCCCUGGUAAACACAAGAUCUAGACUUAAAGCACAAGUUUAUGUGGACUUUUUAUGUUUUUCCUUCAACGUCUGCAUGAGCAGGAUUUUAACUGAAUCUAAUUAUCAUCUUUUUGGUGAUAGACCUAUAUCUUUCUACUUUGUGAAAGAUUAUUAAUGGAGAAGCUGAUAGAAUCCUGUCAGGAUCUACAGUAUUGACAAUGUAUGUUUAUGCUAAACGUAAAUAAUACUGAUAAAUUGUUUUCAAUUAUGAAACGUCCUUUACUAUUUGUGAUUUCCAUUUUAGGAAAAAAAAACACUGUAUGUAUUAUUCUAUAUUAGCUCUAACAUUUGUAUUAUCUUUGUGAUUUCACAAAAUUAUAAUUAUAUUUGAUCAUGUUUGAUUACAUUUUACAGAAUUGGUGCCCAAUUAUAGUGUGAAAUACACAUGCUAUGUACAUUCUGGUUAAAUACACUACAUUUAUAUAGUGAACUAUAAAGUAUAUAAGCAUUAAAUGCCUUUUGUGAAGGUGAUCACAUUCUGAUUAAUACAGAAUUAUUACGAUUUAAAUUUCAGUUUAUUUGAAAUGUGUUUAAUUUCAUCAAUAUGUUACAUGUUGAUUAUUCAUCUAUUUUUCUCAUUUGCUUUGAGAAGUUUUAUGUUUUUACCUUAAUCAAGGUUUAUUUUGUACCUUUUGUGUGGUACUGUUAAUGAUGAAACAUCCAUUUUACCCUUGACAGUAUCUGAUGAGACACUUUAUGUUUAAUUCACAUUUAUUAUUUCUUUUGAGAAAUUGGAUUUUUUAUUAUUUAACAGAUUUUAGCUGUUGGAAAAGUUUUGUGUGUCUUUUGUAAAGACAAGCUGUUUAAACUCUGCUCUAUUAUGAGCACCAUGUGUUGAAGAAUUCUUCAAGUGACUGUUGUGAUAUAUUAUCACAUAUUAUCUUGCCUUAAUUCGAACACAAAAGUACCCCAGAAAGAAAAAAUAAU